Messenger RNA from Medioppia subpectinata, 2751 nucleotides. Lineage: Eukaryota; Metazoa; Arthropoda; Arachnida; Sarcoptiformes; Oppiidae. The record is from the annotation of a GenBank genome assembly.
GAGGGCCAGACAUCGGCUGCCAAUAAUAGUCGACAGCAAAACAGCCGCAACUCUGAGGGCGGUUUCGGCGCCUCUUUUCAACAGAGAAUUCGUGCAAUACUUUUACCCACAAAAGACACGUCUAAACUAAAAGUGAAUUUUAUGAAUAGUAAUGAUGUGUUGCCCGCAAACCACACCAUAGAUUCACUGCAAACCACUAGAGAUUUACAAAACGCUCCGAUAAUGUAUUCAACCGCUAGUUCUUCGACGGCUGCUAUCAAUAGUCAACCAAUUGAUGCCUUCAAUGGUUUGGACGAUGAAAACGAUUCCUUUCAUAUGAGAGACGUCUGCAGCAAAUGGUUUGCGCAAAACAAAUGUUCAAUGAAUCAAUCUUUCACUUCACAAAUGGCUUCGGCGGUCACCAAAACUUCACUACUGACUGAUUCUCCGAAAUUGUCUCACAAUAUGACCGCCAAUUCAUUGGAUAAAGUGUUGGCUAAGGAUAUCAUAUGUCAAAACUCCUACACUAACAGUACAAACGCUAAUAACCAACUAAUAAAUGGUUUGGUUUCGAGUCAACCAAAUUCUUCAACUUAUCAUUUAAUUGAAAGACAAAGAACUCAAAGUAAUUGUGAUUUGUCGAGUGCUGUCGCUGAUGAUCACGUGGUUGUUGUGAGUGGUCUUGAAUGUGAUACAAACCGAAACACUUCUUUGACCGUUAGGUCUGAAGUGUCACCCAAUGGGACCAACAGUGCAAACAUUGAUAUGACUUCCGGUGCUUAUAACGCGUUUCCAACCGACUGUCCAUUGAGUCCAAUAAAUGUAAAUACAAACAGUGAUAAUCAGGGAAGUGCUGGAAGUACAACAUCUCAAGAUCACAACUAUAAGUCUUCGUCAGACUCCGGACGCGGAACGAUGAGAGACCGCGAGAACUGCCUUAAAAACCACAGUCCGGACGGAACGAGUCCUCUCGAUCUGACGAGUUUAGACUCAGAUCAGAGCACAUCUGGUGUAACGACCAGAACGUGGGUUAACCAGAAUCUAAAUCAAGAGCCGUCGGCCGUCGAAACCGUCUCUAGUAAUGAGACGAUUGAGAAAAUGCAGAGAGAAUUGCAGAGGAUUUUAGAGGACAACCAUUCCGUUCAGUCAAGUGAAGUAGAAGUCGACGAUUUGAGCCGUACUUUCAAAACACAGCUAUCGGUGGUCAACGAGAGCGACAGUUGGAUGUCAACCACACCGCCGGCGACACCAAAGCCGCCUCAAAGUGGAACCGCUCCUAAAUUCUGUGAUUUAAAACCCGAUACUAAGUGUACGACAAACGGCUUGAAUGGACACAAGAAUAUCAGUGCCAAGACUUAUGGUUCGAGAGAAAAGUACAAAACCACCGAAAAACAAGUGAUUCCGAGUAAUAAACAGAAUAUUCUGAACGACAAAAACAAAUAUCCGGGACAGAGAUUGACAAAGACUGCGCCCGUCAUGAGUGCUCCGAAGCGCAGGAGUAAUGAUCGCCAGUAUUACUGUCCGCCAAACAGAGCCAAACACCGGUCCAGUCAUCCAAAUGACAAAAUCAAAGAGCGAUUCAUGAAUUUAGUUGAUUGUGAUAUUAUAUCGACGACAACGGCUCGAGACAGCAUUUACGCCGACGACUUGACCAGUGAAUACACGGCCAACACUAGUGUUUGCGGCGAUUCUAAUGUCUUUCACAUCAGAAAACAACUUCAAGGUCUGGAAAACAUGUAUUCAGAGAUCUUAGGUAUGAUGGGAUCGCGUGUCAGACCAGAUGCUGGUCAGCGAAACAGAAGGAAAGUGUGCAGAAGUGCCUCUUCAGUGGUUUCGGGACGAAGUUCUGUAACGAGUAGAGGAACCAGAGAUGGGUAUUACAGACGAAACAAAUAUGAAUUGAAGAGACAGAAUAAACCCGAAGAAUCACACUCUUCGCGAAGAAUAAAGCGUCUCGAGUCUCAUGUGAUAACAUUAGCGCGAAGUGUCGCCCAAUUGUCGACAGAAAUGCGUUACAAUCACUCGCUGUCGCAGGAAAUGGAUAAUUUGCGACAAGAGAUGGACGCAAUCAGAGAUCAAAUGUUGGCAAUAAAGCAAAACCUGAGUAGCAAUGCGUUUGCGAUCAGCUCUCGAGCUCACCAUCAAAGCAAUGGUCAUAUUUCCGCGUCAGGGCGUCGAGUGACUGCUCCUAACCAUCAUAUCAUUAAUCCUAAUAAAGUGGAGAAAUUGAAAAAAUUUUUUGGAGACGAACCCCCAUUGUUGAGGCAAUUCCUCAAGAAACUAGGCUAUGAGAAAUACGCCCGAAAUUUUGAAUCAGAGAAAAUAGGGACGGGUAAUGUGAAAGAUGUUCGUAUAAUUCCCUGUUCUGGCAAUCCAUGUGUACUCAAACUGGGAACCAAUGUCACCGUUGAGGCAGACUUUAUCUCCCCUCUAAACACAAACAAAUUAUCCGAAGUAAUCAAAGGUGUGAUUAGAGGACGAGAGCUGCCGUUUCCGGAGCAAAGAGCUGAUCCUUGCAGUUCUGGUAAUAUUAUACCCGACUGUCCUCUCAAGAAAGGAAACAGUUAUCAAUUUAAGGCUGCCUUUGAAGUGAAGCCUUUUUACCCACCGAUAUCCAUUAAAGUGAAGUACAGUUUGACGGACCCGACCGGACAGAGUGUGGCCUGCGUUCAAGUAUCGGCCAAAAUCGUAGACCCGGCCCCUAAAGCCACUAACACAAGGCCCAGAAGCUCACGACCAAAAUCGCGGUCCAAUAAACCCAAAAACAAUUGA